Molecule: messenger RNA, 1425 nt
Organism: Acytostelium subglobosum LB1
Lineage: Eukaryota; Evosea; Eumycetozoa; Acytosteliales; Acytosteliaceae
Exons: 4
Biological process (GO): transmembrane transport
Cellular component (GO): lysosomal membrane
Molecular function (GO): transmembrane transporter activity
Source: RefSeq, a predicted model, not a curated record
UUCAAUAUGUCACAUGAUGAGAAUACUCAACUUUUGGAUCAAUCUAAAGAGUUGACCAAGGAUGAUAUCAACAAGAUAACAACUAGGAAUGUAAAUAUAAUGGUACUCAUUGUGUUCCUUUCAUCGAUUGGAUUCACUCUUGUAAUGCCAUCCUUGUAUGAUUACCUUAAUCAAAAUAAGGACUAUGUUCAUAAAUAUUAUGGAUUGGUAACGGCUAUAUAUAGCUUUGGUCAAUUGGUAUCAUCACCUGGAUUUGGAUAUUGGGGUAAUAGGAGACCAAAGAUUGAAUCUAUAAUCAUUGCAACAAUAAUAUCUUUGAUUGGCAAUGGUUUAUAUGGAUUCACUUAUGAACUUGGAGGUGUAUCAUUCAUACCUGUUAUAUCAUUGUCAAGAUUCAUUGUUGGUGUUGGAUCUGGACGAGUUGCAGUAUGUCGAGCAUAUGCUUCUGAACGUACCGAGGCUAGCAAGAAAACUCAAACAAUGGGAAGGAUGUCUGGAGCACAAGGUGCUGGAUUUGUAAUUGGACCAAUUAUAGGAUAUGGACUAUCUCAUGUUGACUUUAAAGUUGGCAAUAUUGUGGUCAAUAAGUUCACUGCACCUGGAUUCGCAUCAGUUAUACUUAAUAUAAUAUCAAUGGUCAUUGUACUACUUUGGUUCAAGGAGCAAUCAGUUCCAGAACAUCCUCAAUCAUUCAAUCAAUCAAUCAACAAUGACACAGACGACAACAACUUCAUUGGUAAAGCUCAACAAGGUGAUAAUAGCCCUCAACAAGUGUUGCUGCCAGUGUUUGUAUCGAAUUACAUGUUUGGAGUGAUAUUGUCGGACUUCUCUGUGUUUGAAUCAAUCUUGACGGCAAUGACAUUACAUUUCUAUAACUGGGGACCGAGUGAUAAUGGACUGCUGUUAACAUUCUCUGGAGUGGUCAGUGUGAUGGUAUUCAUUGUGAUCUCUACACCCAUAGUCAAAAGGUUUGAAGAUCGAAAGAUGGCCAUGUUUGGCUACAUCAACCUAGUUGUGGCACUCUUAUUCCUUGCUGCCUAUGACAAUGGACCUUUUGACUUUGAGAAAGGUUUACCAAAAUGGCAACUAUUUGUUGGUGCAGUGUUUGUCUCGAUUGGAUAUCCAAUAGCAUCGUCAAUGGUCUAUGCGAUAUAUUCCAAGAUACUGAGUCCAGAGAAGCAGGGAACAAAGAUGGGUUGGUUGACAUCAGGUGGUUCAUUCGCAAGAAUGAUUGGUCCACUAUGGGCCAAUGCAUUGUUCAACAUUGCAGAUGAUGUUCUGUACCUGACCUGUGCGGCAUUCACCGUCACUGGUAUCGUAGCAUUAUGUUUGUUCUACAAACAACUUGAACCAAGACCAGAGUACUCCUCCUCAUCCUCCUCUAAUGUAAUCAAACCUGAUGAUGAUUUUGAACAUCAUGGAACU